This is a messenger RNA of Doryrhamphus excisus (bluestripe pipefish), 2251 nucleotides long. Its product is annotated as MAGUK p55 subfamily member 7-like. Gene Ontology annotation, molecular function: protein binding. The record is from RefSeq and is a predicted model, not a curated record. Lineage: Eukaryota; Metazoa; Chordata; Actinopteri; Syngnathiformes; Syngnathidae.
UCGCUAAGCAAGAAAGCAGCAGUGACGGGAGGAAACCAACAAGACAACCUCAACAGUGUUUGGCUAAGACGGGUUCCGUUUUGUGCCUGUCAGUAUAAAACACUAAACUGCUCACACUAAUGCAAAAGUCUGUCAGGUCAGAGCUGGCAUGUAUUGACCGAACAAGAGAGUCUCUUUUACAAUCCGACCACAACACUUUACAACUUAUCUGUGCAAGUGAGUGCUGAAAGCUCUCACUCCUCUGCGGUGGCAGAAAAUAUGCGACCUGCGACCCCUAAGCAUCAUGACGGUAUGUUGCCGUCAGCGCCAAUAUCUGGGCCGGCGUCUCAAGCGGAUCAAGAAGCUCACUACCGCUUCCUCCACAGCAUGUUGAUGGAGAAGAAGCUCCACCUGCUCUUUAAGAUCUACGAGCGACUGCGACGCUUUGUGAAGCGAGGUCCCGUUCCCGUUGAAGAGCGUGCAACCAGUCUGGCCUCGCAUUUUUUGGAAGACCUGACCCAGCAUGACUGGAGAGAGGAAGUUAAAGAACUGUUGGCCCUAUUUUCGAAACCUCACUUUAAGAGUCUUUUGUAUGUCCAUGACGCAGUGGCUCGGAGAGACUACGAGCCCACGCUGCCACCGAUACCUGACAACAUAACGGACGACGAAGACGACUCGGUCAAGAUUGUCAGUCUUGUCAAAACCAAAGAGCCCCUGGGAGCCACAAUUAAGAGGGACGAAUCCACCGGGGCCAUUGUUGUGGCGAGAGUCAUGCGAGGAGGGGCGGCCGACAAGAGUGGUCUGAUCCAUGAAGGAGACCAGCUAAAAGAGGUGAACGGUGUCUCUCUAGAACGCAGGAAGCCCAAAGAGGUUCUUCCUCUCCUGGCACGCUCUCGAGGUGACAUCACAUUCACAAUCGUUCCUGCCUCAUCCAAACAAGACGUGCCAUCCAAUAAAAAGUUAUUUGUGAGAGCACUAUUUGACUACAACCCAAACGAGGAUCCAGCGGUCCCGUGCAAGGAUGCAGCAAUUGCUUUUAAAAGAGGCGACAUCCUGCAAAUCGUCACCAUGGAGGAUGACGCCUGGUGGCAGGCCUGUUUAGUCGCUAAUAACAACACCCGAGCAGGACUCAUCCCCUCACAGCAGCUCCACGAGAGGAGAGUUGCACUACAACGACCCAAAGCCAUGUUCCAACCGCAGCAAGUCAAACCAGCAGUUUUUCCAGUCGAGGAGGAUGUCGACUACGGCGCGAUAACUGGAAUCCACAUUGCCGGCUUAAGAAAGAGUUUCCGACUUGGCAAGAAGAGUAAUUGGGUGAAAGAAGCAGCUCGUUCCAGAAGGUGGAGCUCCGGAGUUCAUGACUCCAUUUGUCCACCUACGUACGUCGAGGUCAUCCCUUACCAUAAAGAUCCUAAAGACAGACACCGUCUGGUGGUAUUGGUUGGUCCCAGCGGUGUUGGCGUGAACGAACUGAAGAGGCGUCUCCUGAUCUCGGACCCUGACCUCUACGGUGUAACUGUACCAUACACCACGCGUGACAAGAGAUGCCAAGAGACAGAAGGAAUGGAUUAUCAUUUUGUGUCGGUUCUCAAAUUCGAGGAGGACAUUCUCAACCACAGGUUUAUAGACUAUGGGAGAUACAGAGGCCACUACUAUGGAACAAGUCUGGACUCGGUUUACCGUGUCAUGGCUGAGGGCAAAGUGUGCCUACUGGACAUGCACCCUAGUAAACUCAAGCGUGUCUACACGUUUGAAUUUAAACCGUUUGUGGUUUUUGUGAAGCCACCACGUAUCGAGGAGUUACGCCUCACCAGAAGAAGAGUCAAAUUCAUCUGUGAUGAAGAGGACUCAAACCAAGCCAGGAUGUUCUCAGAGGAAGAUUUUGAAGACAUGAUUCACUUGGCUGAAACCAUGGAAGCCCAGCAUGGUUACAUGUUUGACAAGGUGCUCGUUAAUGGAGACAUUGCCACGGCCUUCAGAGAGCUCAAGGCGGACCUUCGGCGAAUGGAGGAGGAGGAGGUCUGCUGGAUUCCUGCGGAGUGGCUUCGCUUCUCGCCAACAAUGGCGAGGAGGAGUUGCGGCCUUCUGGCUGGCUGGAUUUGAACUUUUUAACGUAGAUGUAGGUGGAAUUUUAUAUGGAUUAGUAGGUUUCUGCUUGUAGCAUUCAUUUGUCCCAUAUUUGAAAUGUUUUUUUCCAUUCAUAAACAAUGACUGUGAUUACUACAGUAUGACUUUUCCAUAAAGUUGUCCCUUAACAUGCAGCUAAUUAGGC